AUGACGGACGCCCCCGAGGGAGAGACCAUGGACCGCAGCACUAGCACCAGCACCAGCAACAACGAUAACAAGAAGCCCAAGAAGAAGCAGAAGAAGAAGCCCAAGAAGCCACAAAAUCGCAAAGAGGCACGGGCCAUUGAAUUGCAGCAAAAGGUACAAGAAGAACAGCAACAAAAGAACCCAAAUGGUGAAGUCACUCCAAAUAAUAAAAAGCAGCAAGAAGAGCAAUGGUGGGAUCCCUGUGUAGAGACAGUUGGACACUGUGUUUGCUGCUGUGGGCUAUUUGACAGGGACCAUAGGUGGAUGCGCAUUUUCGAUCUUUGUGCUCCCUGCUGUCGAUGCUGCUGUGGAGUUUCAGGAGCCUCUUCGUAG
Molecule: messenger RNA, 372 nt
Organism: Seminavis robusta
Lineage: Eukaryota; Bacillariophyta; Bacillariophyceae; Naviculales; Naviculaceae
Source: the annotation of a GenBank genome assembly